This is a messenger RNA of Ectocarpus sp. CCAP 1310/34, 2927 nucleotides long. NCBI's taxonomy places the organism in Eukaryota, Phaeophyceae, Ectocarpales, Ectocarpaceae. The record is from the annotation of a GenBank genome assembly.
CCCCCCGCAACAAGCAAUCACAACCCAGCGGCAUUGGUUGGAUGCACACGAGAACAUCGGUACACCCCCCCAGGUAUUCCCCAAACAGCCAGACGUAUCUCCAGCAAGCUCUUUCAGCAUGCCCACUACUCCGGCGGGUGGCAAGGAGAACAUUGGCAGCGGCGACCCAGACGCCAACAUUACCAAGGCCCCAAAGCCUGCUCGCCGUGGCGUAGGCCCGCGGAGUGGGACGAAAAACGCCUCUCCCCGGGUUUCUAUCGCCGGCUCUUCUGUUGGGCUAGUCGCUGCAAAGAAGUCGUCCGCGGUGUCUCCCGCGCCAUCGAAGACGCGGCCGGCGGCGGCUAGGCCAUCGAGCAGCAGCAGCAGCAGGAGCAGGAGCACGGCCAUUGCCGCCACAGGCCCUCGUGCUCUCGCCGCCAAGGCCUCCUCUUCGGGCCGAGGGGUAACGGCAGCAGCGUCGGCUCGGCAAGGCUCUGCUGCGGGCAAGCCCCAGAUGCAGCAGAAGCAGAAGCGGUUGCGGCCGGCGGUGCUGGUGUCCUCGCCGGCGCCGCCUCGUGUAGCAUGCGAUGUGAGCGGCAGCAGCGGCGGAAGCGGUAGCGGCGGCGGCGGCGGAAAGAAGAGGAAGAGCGCCGUUGUCGGGGGUGAGGGGUGCGGGAAGAAGCAGCAGCAGCAGCGGGGGUCGAUGGGCAGGAAGAGGCUCCAGCCCAACAAGGAAAAAAACAGGCAGACCAAGGUCAUCAGUCACCCGGCGGCGAGGUCAAGCGCCCCGCCUCUCCGCUUACCCUCUCGAGGCCGAUCGGAUUUCGAUUUCGAUUCCGACGACUCAGCGGCGGACGACGAAAACCGUGCGUGGAAUGCCGUACCCGCAGCGGUGGAGCCGGCGAGCAGGAAGAAGGCACGGGGCGGGGGUGCUGCCGGGAACAAGGUGAAGCGAAUGCGUGCAUCGUCGGGCGGCAGGCGAGAGGCGGCGGACGGUAGCAGAGCGCGACCCCUGGAGGGGUUUGCGGCAACGAGUCCGGCCCCUGGCACCCGCGGUGCAGGCACGAAAGCGACGACGACCGCAGCUAGUCCUUCCUCUUCUCCGAAGCAGACGGCUCACCACAGCAGUACUUCAACGGCAAGGAGCGGUGGUGGCAGCAGCGAGGCUAGUGCAUCAUUCUCUCCGCGGGGACCGUGGCGCCUCGGCGCUCUGUUCGCAGACUCAGACGACGACGACUCCGAGGGAGACGGGGAGGGGGGCGGGGGUCUCGCAGGGUGCAACUGGAGGCUGUCUGAUGACGAGAACGAAGGCGACGACGAGAUCGACCUGCACAAGAGGAGGAGCCCACGGCGGUUUGCUGCCAGGAAAGAGGGUCCCGUGUCUGCCAGGAAAAAAAUGCGCAGGGCGAGCGGCGGCGGCGGCGGCGGUAGGGGAAGCGAUGGAUGCAAUUCCGCUGGCGGUAGUGGCGGCCGGGGGGGAGGUAGUGGAGCCAUGGUGGAGAAGGCUGGUGGUGGUGCCGACGGUAGUCUCUCGCCGUCCGUCCCCGUCGUCGAUGGUACAGCUGCUGGCGGUAGCCCAGGCAAGGCUUCGACGAGCCAGCAGGGCAUCGAGGAGCAGGCGGAGCAUGCCGAGCUGGAAGCGAUUCGAGCGCAGUUCAGGAAGGUGGACUCCCACCGUCUGAGCCUGUCGCGCUAGACAGUGUCGUGUGAUGUGCCGGCCGCGCGGCGGACGGGACCCCCCGGUAUAGGCAACGCGCUCUUGCAUGUGGCAUACGGCGGUAUUGCGAGUACCGGUGGUGCGGCGGGACUGUUGAGAAUGUCCGGAGAUAGAUAGAUAUUGUGGUUCCAGGGAGGUAGGCGUGCGGCACCCCCUUGUUGUCUUUGAAGUGAUGCAUGCUACGCUGGCGCGGAGCGACCCUGAGGGCUGCGAAGAAAGGGCGAUGGGGGUUGGUCAUGCAGCGGAUCAAUGUGCAGCUAUUUCAAAUGAGGUGUUUCACUGUUGUAAGUAAGGGUUUCCUCGGUAUUUACGAGGAGUUACGUUUGAAUGUUCCGCAGGGGCCUCGGAGAGAGAGAGCGUUUUGACUCAAAAAUGUUUGGAUGUGUGACCGUCGCUCGUCCUUAUGGGUGUUAAAACGAGAGGAACGGCAGUACGAGCCAGUGUAGAAUAUCGGCGAUGGUGGUCUUACCUUGUGUAGUUGCAGAUGGUAUGUGUUGUGUACACUAGUAUGUUGUCGGCAUCUAGCCCUCGCAAAAGUCAGGCUUUGCGUCCCUCGUGAGCGGGACGCGCUGCUUCCGGCUGUGGCUUUGAGACGCCGUGGAGGCGACACGAGACCCGGUCAAGGCGUGCUGGGUACUUUGUCAGCGUGGACGUUGAGAGGGUUGGAGUCGGAGAACAGCAAGAGCGAUUUUCUUGGCAGCAUUGGAAGUUGGCUAGGAAAGAAAUAUAUAUGUUCUACAAGACUCGCGUGCGCACUCCCGGUGCAGUCAAGGUAUCUUAGUGAGGGGUGUUGUAGCGCUUCGUUGUGGGGAGAAAGGGGUUCGAAGAAGCUCAUCACGGACGCGUCACGUAGUGUUGUUUCUCGGUAUUCAAAGGGCUGUGUUGUGUGCAUCAAACAGGUUCAGAAGGCCACAAGAGCUCGGAGCACGGGCCGCCCUUGCCUGUGUGGUUGUGCCCUCUCGGUGCCACUGCAUUUCCACGUAAUAGUAGAUGCACCGCGUGCCUUUGUAGCUUUUCGGGUCCAACCCAAAAUAUUGUCUUGUGCUCACUCGCAGCACUCUUUCGAUGAACAGUAAACAUCGCAUACCGGACGUACAAGCUGUAGAGUCUGUGUCUUCGGUAGGACAUCCGUUUCGUGCACGAGGGGCUGAACGUCUUUGCAGAAUCAAUCUUCCACCUUGCGAGUAGUUUUCGGAGACGAAGAAGUGGCUGUAUUUUUUUUUUUGCGAAU